CGAUAUGUUGUCGCACAAUUGCUCCUCCCCGCUAGCUUAUUCUAAAUGCCCCCGGUAGCUACGCCCUUUCGUGCCUCCUCCCGUCGCAGCGCAGGCCCGCAAUUCGCGUCAACUCCGCGGUUCUUCCUCUCACAAACACCUGCUUCAUCGAGGCCAUCUCAAGAGAUCGAUUCCAUUGACCAGGAUGACUUUGCAUAUGCCACACCUGCUCCAUCUGCACGUAAUUUAAAACGUGAGAGAGAGCAGGUACCCACUCCUCGCCCGAAAGAGUUUAUUGAAGACUUGGACCAGCCAGACGAUGACGCUGCACCUAACGAAGGCGAGCUUCAGAGCAGCUCUCCACCAGAGCCAGGGGAGCUCGACGCCUCCUUCGAUGAAGUAUUCGGAUCUAUAAGAGACCGUCAGAAGAGGCGUCGAGUCUCUGGGCAUAAUGACGCUGAUAACACUCCCUCCGUUCAACGACGGAGACCCGCCGACAGGAUCCUGUCAUCCUCCCCGGAUCCUCCAGCAGCAGCAGCAGCAGCAGCAGCUGACGAGACAACUCUAUCGGUACAAUUCCAAACACCAAAGCAAAUACGUCCAGAUCCGGGGUUCCGAAAACCAGAGCGGCCUGCGGAAACACCACAUCCUGUAACACCAGCAAGCAUCAACCCCUCCUCUCUUCAACCCCGUCGUUUCGUGCUAUCCGCGUCGCAACUACCCCCAAGUAGCCAGACUCAAGUCAACACCGCAAUACCACCCUCGACCGCAACUCCAGUCCCGAGCUCACAGCGGCGAACACCAGCAUUCGUCCUGCCUCGCUCUCCCUCCCCUCAGGAGGACGACGAACCCACCGGCAUCCCCACGCCGUUCUCGCCUUCCUCUCGUGCACUCCGACGGCGCGGCCGUCAUCGUUCUGCAGCGCACAACUAUGUUCCUGGUGGCAUGGCGGCGGAAGUGCGCAGCUGGAUUCUGGAAAUGGGCGCAAAAAGGGAACAGCAACAAACGAGUCCGAGCCAUUACCGCAGAACGGGUCCACCUUCGCUGGACACGUACGCGAUAGCCAUCCGGAUAACCUGUGCUCGUCAAUCGGCCCUGCCGAGUUGCGGCGCUCUGACAUUCGCACAGGGCCACACCGUGGAUCCUUCCGAGACUAACGAGACAGAUACUCGAUUCCAAACUCAGACCAAGAACGUGCUCCUUCUCGGACCACCCCGACAACAGAAGUCCCGGCAUGCAGCGACUCACAUUCCCGACCUUGAACCGGGGGAUGUGGUCGGAGUCUUUCGGGGACUAGCUUGGGAGGUAGAUCUAGGAGAGCCUGCUCCUGCUUUAGAAGUAGGCCUUGACCUCGACGGUCUCUCCCAAUCGGACCGUUCAUACAUGCAAAGUGCAGGUAAAUGGCAUGUGGGAAUGGAAUGGGAACUAAUCUUAUAG
This is a messenger RNA of Aspergillus piperis CBS 112811, 1416 nucleotides long. RefSeq lists its product as uncharacterized. The coding region runs from base 46 to 1416 and encodes 456 amino acids. NCBI's taxonomy places the organism in Eukaryota, Fungi, Ascomycota, Eurotiomycetes, Eurotiales, Aspergillaceae. The record is from RefSeq and is a predicted model, not a curated record. The transcript is spliced from 2 exons.